AUGGCUUCCUCACUGACGAGUGACGAUGAGGAUAUCUUCACCCGACUACAACAMCCCGCCGAUCCUAAGGUAUUGGAGGAGCAGCAGCAAGCUGUCAAUGAGCGGAUAAAUGCCAUCUAUCAGAAAGCGCAAGCUCGGCUUGCUGAAAUGAUCGAUGAGAACUCGACUUUGCCGUGCACGAUAUCCCGCAUCCAGAUACUCAACGCGAACCAUACGCGAAAAAGCUUCUUGGAACGCAUUUUCAACCCUAUUCUCAGUGCCAAUCAACCGAAACCAUACACACUAGCCGAGGCUCUAUCCCGUGUCUCCCAAGGAGCAAACAAAUUGAGCGGCUUUGACAUCUUUCAUGAACCGAUUUCGAUCUUUUUGGACAAGCCAACCGACCCUAAUGCGCUACCCACAGACUUAGAUGUCUACCUGUCGGUUCGAGAAAAGUCGAGGAUCCUGCUUAAAACCGGAACCGAUCUAGGCAAUGCCGAGGGCUCUGCGUACGGAAAUCUUCUAUGGCGCAACAUCUUCGGCGGUGCGGAGACGUUGAACUUGAACGCAUCUCUGGGUACUCGGACCAGAUCUGCAUACCAGGCCGCAUUCGAGACGCCAAUAUUGAGUGACCCCAACUUUCGUUUAGAAGUCGGCGGAGUAGCCAGUUCAACGCAAAAACCUUGGGCUAGUCACGAGGAAGUCUUGAAGGGAGGAUGGACCAAAUUACGAUGGCAGACUCAAUCCGGUCAACGACAUGAGCUUACAUAUAACGGUUUCUGGCGCCAGGUUACCGGGCUGUCACCUGACGCUUCGUUGGUUGUGCGGGGCGACGCGGGCGAUAGUGUCAAGAGCAGCAUUUCGCAUACUUGGGUGCGCGAUAGCAGAGAUCAUCCUCUUUUACCGUCUAGCGGUACAUAUGCCAAGACCCUUAAUGAGGUUGCCGGUAUCGGGCCUCUGAAAGGAGACGUUACGUUCUGGAAGUCGGAAGUCGAAACCCAGGGUGCUGUUCCUAUUCCUCUUCCUUUUCUCAAGGGACCAAGCGGCGUCAGCUUCACGACCGGACUUCGCGCUGGUGUGCUUUACCCUCUGAAUCUGAGCUCGAGCGCGACACCUCAGCCAUCGAGAGUCAAUGAUCGCUUCUUGCUCGGUGGUCCCACGGAUGUCCGUGGUUUCCGUCAAGCUGGUCUGGGACCACGCGACGGCAGCGAUGCAGUUGGAGGUGACCUAUAUGCUGCAGGAAGUGCCAAUCUCUUUUUUCCAUUGCCACGCGUCGGCAAAGAUACGCCACUACGUCUGCAAGCAUUUGUCAAUGCGGGCCGCCUGUUGUCUCUUCGCACAUCAGAAAACGAACGCCCGAAAACCAACAACGAAGUCAAGGAUGCUUUUGUGUCAACUAUAAACGAGCUUCAAAACGGUCUUCCCAGCACUGCUGCUGGUAUUGGACUGGUGUAUGCGCAUCCUGUUGCUCGAUUUGAACUGAAUUUCUCUCUUCCCAUAUACCAGCGCAAAGGAGAGGAGGGAAGGAAGGGGCUCCAGCUAGGGAUCGGCAUCAAUUUCUUGUAA
Molecule: messenger RNA, 1545 nt
Organism: Talaromyces amestolkiae
Lineage: Eukaryota; Fungi; Ascomycota; Eurotiomycetes; Eurotiales; Trichocomaceae
Exons: 4
Coding region: 1-1545 (514 amino acids)
Biological process (GO): protein insertion into mitochondrial outer membrane
Cellular component (GO): SAM complex; outer membrane
Source: RefSeq, a predicted model, not a curated record